Messenger RNA from Pararge aegeria (speckled wood butterfly), 1949 nucleotides. RefSeq names its product histone H4 transcription factor (gene Hinfp). The record is from RefSeq and is a predicted model, not a curated record. Bases 209 to 1876 code for a protein of 555 amino acids. The transcript is spliced from 7 exons. Gene Ontology annotation, cellular component: chromosome. Gene Ontology annotation, biological process: regulation of transcription by RNA polymerase II. NCBI's taxonomy places the organism in Eukaryota, Metazoa, Arthropoda, Insecta, Lepidoptera, Nymphalidae. Gene Ontology annotation, molecular function: chromatin insulator sequence binding.
AAAGUUGAAAGUUUAUCUUUAUGUCAAAUUUAUGGACUACAGGACGUGGGAUUAUUUAAAUUUUAUAUUGUUUUAUUGUAAUUUCGCAACAAUAUACCUAAAAUAUUGACCUAUAAUGCAUAACAUUUACUCUGAAUGUUACUGUAACGAUUAACCUAGCGGAAUUAUUAUGAGUAUUUAUCACUUAAAACACAAAUUAAACUGAACAAUGGAAGAGUCGAUAGAAUGCGUUGAAAAUCCAGUGGAAACUGUUCCAAAAACGAAUCUGCUUCGUUGUAUGGAAUGGCUGCAAACCCAAAAUGAACUGACGAAGGUUUCGAAGUACAAUAAAGACGAUAUCUCGUUAACUACAGACUCGAAUUCCCUUAAAAAAAUCAUAUUAUGUAGUGGAGACGAUGACACGACGGUGCUAGCUGGGGUGGAUGAACUUGCUAUUGAACCAAAGGCUGUGCCUUUAAGAUACUUACGUGUGAAGGAUCUGGAUAUGCAAUGCGAAUGGCAAUUGUGCAGGAGUCAUUUCUCAGAUUAUGAACUUUUUCAACAACAUAUCACAAAUCAUUGUUCCGAGCUUCACACCCUUGAUAAGAAGGCAAAUGUGGAUUACAUCUGUCUAUGGGAUGUUUGCGGGCAUAGCACAACAGAUUUGUCUGAAAUGGUACGCCAUAUAAACUACCACGCGUACCAUGCUCGACUUUUGGCCAUUGGCUUAAACGCCAGGGCUACGUUGAAGUUGGAACAAUGCAGAAAAGACUCUAGCAAACGAAACCAGCUGCCGCCAUUAAAGCAUAAACACUGUUGCAUGUGGGUGGAAUGUUCACAGAGCUAUAAUUCUAUACAGUCGUUCUUCGAUCACGUGAAGCAGCACAUAAUAUACUCGGACAGGUAUCUGUGCUCUUGGGCCGGCUGUGGCGCCAUUUUCCCUCGCCGCCCGCUGCUCACCAUGCAUGUGCGCUCGCACACACAAGAACGUCUCAUCGCCUGCUACCACUGCGGGCAGCACUUCGCCUGCAACAGGAAGCUCAGCGAUCAUCUUAUGAGGCAGAACGUCGAUCCAGACACGGGAAUACCAUGCGGGAUGUGCGGCAUACUCUGCGCCUCGGAGUAUCUCAAGCGUGAACACGAAAGACAGCACAUCUCCGCAUAUGCAUGCGCCAUGUGCGAUAUGUCCGCUCCGUCCCCGGCCGCGCUUGCGUAUCACAUGCGCUAUAGACAUCUGUCCUCCAGUGGCACGAGGACCCACGCGUGUCCACAGUGUUCAUAUAAGGCUGUCACAAAGAGCGAUCUCCGAAAACACAUACCCAUUCACAAAAAAAAGAGAAAGAAGGAAAAAAACAAAAUCUCCGAUGAAGAUAGUUCAGAGGAAGAAGUUAAAAAAAAGAAGAAAGUAGUUAAAAAGAAGUAUGCCUGUCACAUGUGUCCAGAAAAAGAAGUAAAAGUUUUCUCAAGAGGUGGUCGUUUGACCACUCAUUUGGUCAAAGUGCAUGGAGCCCGGUGGCCUUUUGGCCAUAGUAGAUUUAGAUACCAAAUAAGCGAAGAUGGUAUGUACAGAUUGACAACAACCAGAUUUGAAUACGAAGACAUUUCAAAAAAAAUUGUAGACGGUUACAGCGGCCCGAAGGAAUCUUUAAAUAACACAUUAGAAUUCGACGUCACAGCAAUAGCCGAAGCCACUAAGACAACGCCGAAGCGUUUCGAAAUAUCACUUAAAAAUAACGAUUUACAGAGAGAUAUUAAAACAGGGGGGGAAAACGUGAAAAAUGAGAAAGAAGACCAUGAAAUAGAUCAAAAUGCAGUGGAAAUUAUGAUGUGCGACGUCGACGAUGACGGAAACAUUAUAAAUACGGAGACUAUACAAUCGUACCCAUUGUUAUUAUAAGUGAAAUAUACAUGUACGAUGAUAUUAUAUUAAAUGAAAUAAAUAUUUUUACAUUAUAUUUUAUUUUUACUGA